AUGAAUACUCUUGAUAAACAAUUGGCAGAUUUGCGAAUCUACGCAAAUGAAUUAGAUGCUAAAUUACAAGAUGAUAUAAAUGCUGCAAAAUUGAAACCCUCGAUUCCUCCCAAAAAAAACAAAGCACCUUUACCUCAGAUACCCCAGAGUUUUACAGUAAAAUCUGCUUGUGAGCCUUCCUAUUCUUCAAGAUUAGAGUACGGCAGCCGUACUAGUUCAACAUACUCGAACCUAGUGCCAGUGAAGAGUUGUAUCGUGAGGAAUUCGGCUAGAGUACGUAGUGGCGAUGUCCUUUUGUAUAGUAAUUUGUUACCACCAGGAGGCACAAACCAUGUUUAUUCGAACAUCCCUAUGCAACGCAAUAUUGAAGGUUUUUACGACCGAGAUACUCGAUCUGAAGUAUCGAGAAUAAGCGAUUUAGGGGUGCAAUCGACUUAUAGCGAGUUACGGCGACCUGGGUCUGCUUAUCCACCGUCUUCUGCUUCAGUGAAUGCUCAGGACUUUUCUACAUAUGGUGGAUCUCAGACUUCGUCCACUUAUGAGUCUUUGUAUGAACCAAUUAACCCUAGACCAUGCAGUCAGCUGUCUGGAACAUCUUUGUAUAGUGGUUAUGUUGGUACGGCUAUUGAGCCUAUACCUGAACCUGAUGAAGCAUUAUAUUGUGGUAAUUGCUACCGAUGUGGUGAAAAAAUCAUGGGAGAGACGACUGGUUGUACUGCUAUGGAAAGAAUAUAUCACAUUAAAUGUUUUUGUUGUCACCAAUGUGCCAUUAAUCUUCAGGGCAGGCCCUUCUAUGCUGUUCAAGGCAAAGCUCUAUGCGAAAGAGAUUAUUUGGAAACACUUGAAAAAUGUUGUGUUUGUGGCGACCCUAUACUCGAUCGUAUUUUGAGAGCAACUGGGAAGCCCUAUCACCCCCGCUGCUUUACUUGUGUAGUAUGUCAAAAGAGUCUUGAUGGUAUUCCAUUCACUGUGGAUGCUGUUAAUCGCAUUCAUUGUAUUGAAGAUUUUCAUAAAAGAUAUGCCCCGCGUUGUGCUCGUUGUAGAGAGCCCAUUAUACCCGAAGGUGGUAAUGAAGAAACAGUAAGAAUAGUAGCUUUAGACAAAAGCUUUCACAUUGCUUGUUAUUCAUGUGAGGAUUGCGGUGCUUCGCUCUGUUCUAAAGAAGAAGGAAGAGGUUGCUACCCGUUAGAUGGCCAUUUAUACUGCAGAGAAUGUAAUGCAAGACGUAUUCAGGACUUGUCCCGAAAUAUUAAU
Molecule: messenger RNA, 1254 nt
Organism: Brenthis ino (lesser marbled fritillary)
Lineage: Eukaryota; Metazoa; Arthropoda; Insecta; Lepidoptera; Nymphalidae
Source: the annotation of a GenBank genome assembly